GUCGUAACGCGAGCCCUAAAACCUGUGAAUACACUAUAAGACUGGAAACACUGUAUAUAAAAGUGUGCGAAGUCUAUGAAACAUCUGUUUAAUCGUUUCGGUGCUCUUUUUGUGAUCACGAUUUAUGCGUUAAAAAGGUUUUCUCAAUUUGUGACCAAAAUUUCAUUAAGACUAACCUUCCAUAAGGGCUACACUCUUGGCAUUUCAAGGCAACUGAAUUAGCUUCAGUUUACAAGUUGUCUCAUAAACAGUGAUUACAGAAAUGGAAAGUCAAAUGGAUAUUCGUGUACAGUCGCGGAUCGCAAUGCUUUCUCAGACCUCCACAUUAGGGAACAAGAAAUUCAAAACAUUCAAAAUGAAUAAACCUAUUAAAGUGUUUCGCUCUAAGUCUCAACUCUUGAAAGUCCCGAUCGAUAGCCCAGAGUUCGCCCGUCAUAUGGACGAAGAGGACAGGUUUGCCUCUUUCAGGGAUCAGUUCGUCUUCCCAUUGAAGAAGGACCUGCCUUAUGAGUGCUCUCAAUUAGGAGUGCGACACUCGCUAGUUCGUUUGUUUGACGAGACCGAGGAAUGUCUGUAUCUGUGCGGACAGUCACUGGGUUUGGAGCCGAAGCCAUUGGGGAAAUAUGUGAACCAAGUGCUGGACAACUGGGCCCAGAAGGGAGUGCACAGUCACUUCCACGGCUACCUUCCCGCAGCCCUGUCCGACCUGAUGCCAAAGGCGCCGAUGGCUCGCAUAGUGGGGGCCAAACAGCAUGAAGUGGCUCUCAUGAACGCACUGACAGUCAAUCUGCACCUACUCUUAUCCACUUUCUAUCGGCCUUCACAGCGAAGACAUAAGAUUAUUAUUGAGGAGCACGCGUUCAGCUCUGAUAUGUUCGUUGUGAAGUCACAAAUCAGAUCCCAUGGCUUAUCUCCUGAGGACAGUCUGCUAUGUCUUAAGCCCCGACCGAACCGACCUGAGCUGGUCUCAGCCGAUACAGUACAGGUGCUAAAUAUUUAG
Oppiella nova is the source of this 1000-nucleotide messenger RNA. NCBI's taxonomy places the organism in Eukaryota, Metazoa, Arthropoda, Arachnida, Sarcoptiformes, Oppiidae. The record is from the annotation of a GenBank genome assembly.